AUGUGCAUAGCUGACAAGACGGCAUCACAAUACUGCAAGCUUUCCGCUGUAUGUUUUCGUUUAUUCGCCGGUCGCUUCUCUCGUUCCUUCCGUGCUUGUUUUCCCUUUGCAUUGAAUUUGGCCUCACUACAAUUUGUUGAUUCGAUGGAAAAUGUCUCCUUAGGUCACUCUUCGUUGCAUGACUAUCUUCUUUCAGAUCCCAAUCCAUCUUCGUCCAUAUCCCUUCCUGUGAAUAGUUCAGCGGGCGCAUCUCUUUCUCCUCCCUCCUCAACCUCUUCGGACAAGUUAAUCUCAUUUUUUCAUAACUCCUCCUCUUCCUUUUACCUACAGGAAGACUUUAUCUCUUCCCAACCCACCUUGAACCAUCCUUCGUCCAGCAGCCUUACUUUAUCCCCAACUCUUGGUCACAACAUCACCGCCAUGCUGGCUGCCGGUCCGUCCUCAAUAGGUUCGCCCGCCUUCGUCACCUUCAAUGGUAUUCUUCAGGGCGGAAUGGCCAAUCAGAAUACCAUGGCACCACUGCCUUCACAGACUUCUAUUCCUGCAUAUCCCAUGCAGGCCCCUUCACUGUUUACCGGAAUGCCAGCUCUCAUAUCUCCCUCCAUGUCAGCAAACUUCACUCCCACCUCGCUCGCCUCCAACUCCUCCUUAAGCGCUCCAUUGGCCACGUCCAUUCCAGCUUCACUGUCGAUACCGCCGUCGUCGCUGGCACAACAGCAAACGCCAGUCUCUACCUCGGUGCUUCAACCUUCACCUUUCGCCGGUUUUCAGUCGCCCACCCUAAUUCCAUUCAAUGGUGCUAAUGGUUCAGGUGGCCUCGUCAAUGUCCCUUCGUCUGUGCCAACAUCUCUCAAUCCGUCCGUCGGCUCCUUCCUUGCCGCUCAUCACUGCGUCCCAGGCUCCCCUCCUGCCGCCUCCUCCGCCACACUCUUGCUGGCCGCCCCCUCAACCUCGGCCAAUGGACAUAUUCACUCCUUUUUAUCGCAUCCUCUCUCGUCCGGCUUAGCCUCUCUGUCUCCUUCUGUACCAGCACUCACAACGCCACAACCACAACCCCAGCCCCAGCCUCCGCCGCCCCCACCACCACCAACACUUGCUUCCUUUAUUCCCCCAGUCUAUAGUCAGGCUCACCUGCUCACUUGUCCGUCGUCUACUCAAUGCACAGUCACACCCUCCUGCUCCAUGGCUGUGACUUGCGCACCCACCAUUUCCAUUACUUCGUCUGGGCCUUGUAACGGAAUCUCCCCUUCUGUAUCAGUCGUCUCACAGCCCAAUCUCAAACCUCCAUCCUCCGCAAUAGGACUUCUCACAACUAUUCAACCAACCCUAGCCUCAGCCAAAGGGGCCUCUUGUGACCAAGCGUCGGAGACUACAGCUAACAACACUAUCCAGGCCACUCUCAACUGUGUUGGCGGCAUUUCGGGUCAAAGUCCGACAAAACUAAAGCUGCCUAAAGCGCAAUGUGUAAUACCCUCGUCAAUCAUUACAUCCUCUUCACUGCCACAGACAGUAACUUCCGUUGCUACAGGUCAGAUGCAAGGCACCAUUGCUACAGCCGAUAUUUCUGCCCUCGAAGCUGUCGAAUUUCAUCGUGGCGCCAUACUCGAUGCAAUCGACAAGUUGAGAGAACGAAAAGCCAGACCGGACUUUGAGAGGAUCUCCUGUUUGCUCAAACGCCAUCACAACAUCACACCUUGUGAGACGCAAAUCUGCCUAGGUCGCUUGGCAGAUACUGGUGCGGUAGUGUGUGUCGACUAUAAAGGUAACACAAGUUAUCGCAAUCCAUCAAAAUGGCGCAAGACAGCCAUUGGCAAUGGAAAUAUGGCAAAUCUUCCCAACAUUAGCCAGCUUCUUGUGGAAGCGGUCAAACGACUGCUUACAACUCAUCUGUCCAACGCUUUUGAUGCGACCGCCAACAGUGAGUCAUCCUCAUCGGCUACAGACACCAAGACUGCUCUACCUAAUUCACUCACACCAAUGGGCUCCAGUACUUCAACCCUGCUUAGCUUCACUAUUUCUGAGAUUGAACAGGCUCUAAACUCUUUGCAAAAUCUUAAAAAGGAGGACAAUGAAGAUGAGUCGGCGUCUACUGAGGCUAGUGUGCCAGAAUUGACGGGAGCCACCCUGAAGGUGUGCCUUAAUCGUGAAGCCACCUACGGCAAGUUGGCAAAGACUGUUGAUGGCUCUUUCGUUUUGGACGAGUCUGGAGAGAAAAAGAAGCUGGCCGCAGCAGCACCAGGUGGGGUGGCCGGAGGCAUUACGAUGGCAGGGACGAUGGGAGUGAGCUCGGCCACGUCAGCCGGUUCCUCGCUCUCUAACUGUACCAACAGUACGAACCAAAUAGUCCUACCCUUGAGGCUUAACAAAAAGCCUUUACCUCCACAAUCUGCCAACUGCGUCAGUCUGUACGCCAAACUUGCGGCCAGUCAACCGCCCAUUGCUCCUGCUACCGAUUUUUCGGCCAACACAAACCGUCUCUUUCACAACCCGGUGCCCCUAGCCGCAAAAAAUUAUCCUCCCAGCAAAGCUCUGCUUCCAGUUAGCUCGAAUAAUGUGAUACAUUCAAUGCGGACAGGACGGCGCGGCAGGCCCCCAGGCUCCAAAACUAAGCGUCCAAUCCUCCCUUCAGAAGUGAACAAUUGCAAGGCGAGUCAUUUUCUGUAUCCUGGUUGCGUUACUUUAAAUGAAUAUAAAGUAGUAUGA
Protopolystoma xenopodis is the source of this 2703-nucleotide messenger RNA. Lineage: Eukaryota; Metazoa; Platyhelminthes; Monogenea; Polystomatidea; Polystomatidae. The record is from the annotation of a GenBank genome assembly.